AUGGGCUCAAUCGGAUCCUCCCACCAUGACCCGCAGCUAGCAGCCUCCGCGUCCAGCAACGAGGCCGCAGACAUGAUCACACUAGACUGCUCCAAGCUCCGGGGGUCCGCCGCCGAACGACGCGAAGCGCUGGUACAACUCGACCACGCCCUGCAAACCUACGGCUUCAUCUACUUGGCCAACCACGGCAUGCCCGAGGAACGCUUCUUCCACCUCGACGCCGCCACCAAGAACCUCAUCCCGCGGCCCGCCAGCGACGCCCUCGAAGACCACCUCGGCUACGCCGAGUACGGCGUGGGCCACAUCAGCCAGCUGGUGUUCGACGAGGCGGCCGUCGAGGCGCACCGCAUCGCGUCGCCGGACCACAAGGAGACGCUCGAGGUCGGCAACCCGGCCGACCCGAAGAACCGGUGGCUGCCGGAGCCCCUGUUCCCGGGGUUCCGCGCCUUCUACGCGCGGUUCUGGGACGCGUGCAACGAGGUCGAGGCGGCGCUGCGGCGCGCGCUGUGCGACAUCCUGGCCAUCGAGACGGACACGCUGUGCCGCAUGCAGAGCCAGCGGUUCGGGCAUAUCAGCUUCCUCCACUAUCCGCAGAUGGUGCUGCAGUCGGCCUCGGCCACAGCCACCGCCCCCGCGGGCCAAGAAGCGCGCCGCCUGAACGCGCACACCGACUACGGCGGCCUGACCCUCGUCUUCCAGGACCAUGUGGGCGGGCUGGAGGUGCACGACGGCGCCGUCUUCCGGCCGGUGGCGCCCAAGCCCGGCACGAUCGUCGUCAAUGUCGGGGACAUGCUGGAGCGUCAGUCGAAUGGGCGGUGGAAGAGCGCCUUGCAUCAGGUCGUGGGGCCGCGCGAGGAGACGCUGGGGGCCCGGUCGGACAAGGGCAAGCUGGUGUUCGAUCGCUACUCGAUCGCGUAUACCGGGGCGGUGGACCCCGAGGUCAUGAUCGAGACCUUGCCGGGCUGUGACGUGCCGGGGAAAUGGAGGCCCAGUAUGGCCGACUGGGACCAGGAGAAGCCGGUGACUUCCUAUGAGUGGCUGACCAAACGGGUGGCCGCGGAGUAUCACCAGGGCUAA
Molecule: messenger RNA, 1077 nt
Organism: Aspergillus japonicus CBS 114.51
Lineage: Eukaryota; Fungi; Ascomycota; Eurotiomycetes; Eurotiales; Aspergillaceae
Product: Clavaminate synthase-like protein
Exons: 2
Coding region: 1-1077 (358 amino acids)
Molecular function (GO): dioxygenase activity
Source: RefSeq, a predicted model, not a curated record